AUGGACGCAGUAUUAAUUGGUGCAAUAGCUGGAGCAACUACAUUUCUUAUUAAAAACCUAUUUGAUUUAGCAAAAACAAGAUCGCAAACUUAAGGAGAAUUUGUUGCUGAAGGUUACUAUAAGAGAGCUUACUCUGGAGUGAUAAAUACAUUAAUAAAGACAUCUACAUCUGAAGGGAUCUUAGAUAUAUAAAAUUAAUGA
This is a messenger RNA of Paramecium octaurelia, 201 nucleotides long. Lineage: Eukaryota; Ciliophora; Oligohymenophorea; Peniculida; Parameciidae. The record is from the annotation of a GenBank genome assembly.